Molecule: messenger RNA, 5635 nt
Organism: Gopherus evgoodei (Goodes thornscrub tortoise)
Lineage: Eukaryota; Metazoa; Chordata; Testudines; Testudinidae
Gene: RASGRP1
Product: RAS guanyl releasing protein 1
Exons: 17
Coding region: 213-2582 (789 amino acids)
Biological process (GO): Ras protein signal transduction; positive regulation of GTPase activity
Cellular component (GO): plasma membrane
Molecular function (GO): guanyl-nucleotide exchange factor activity; calcium ion binding
Source: RefSeq, a predicted model, not a curated record
GAUCUGCGCCCUCAUUUGUCACAACUGGCGCCGGCUGCCGCUGCACCGCUCGCAACUGCUUCUCUAGAGAAGCUGCUCAGCGGGUGGAAACAGAGCGAGUGGGGAGGAGGAAGCGAUGCAAUGCAAUGCCCGGGGCUGCUCCCCAGAAACUUCGCUGCUCCUGGUGACCCCGCUCGCCAUGUGAUCCCGGCAGGGCUGAGGCUGGCUCCGAGAUGGGAACCUUAGGGAAGAGGAAAGAGAACCCGAAACCUGCACAAGGAUGCAGCACUGCCCCUAAAACAGCACUUGAACUGAAGCAGAUCAGUUCUUGUGCCUCCCAUUCAAAUCCUGCCCAGAUUACUGAGUUCAGAAUAAUGAUGCCUUUGGGACACUUAGCCAAAGGCGCCAGCCUGGAGAACCUCAUUGAAACCUGCCUUCAGUCUUUUGAUUCAGAGGGAAACCUAUGUCAAAACAACCAGCUGCUACAGAUAACACUGACCAUGCACAGAGUUAUCAUCCCCUCUGAAGAUGUGCUCCGAAAACUAAUUGAUCUAUAUCUGGAUGCUUUAGAAAAGAAAUCUUCUGGGCUUUGUGUAAAGAUAUGCUAUUUUGUAAGGUAUUGGAUAACAGAGUUCUGGAUCAUGUUCAAAAUGGAUUCUAGUCUAAUUAACACCAUGGAGGAGUUUCAGAAAUUGGUGAGAGCUAAUGGUGAGGAGUUACACUGUCGCCUAAUUGACACAACUCAAAUAAAUUCCCGGGAUUGGUCCCGGAAGCUUACACAGCGGAUAAAGCCCAACACCAGUAAGAAAAGGAAAGUCUCACUUCUCUUUGAUCAUCUAGAGCCGGAAGAGCUAUCAGACCACCUCACCUACCUUGAAUUUAAGUCCUUCCGAAGAAUCUCAUUCUCAGAUUACCAGAAUUACAUUGUAAACAGCUGCGUAAAGGAGAAUCCAACAAUGGAAAGAUCCAUUGCUCUUUGUAAUGGUAUCUCCCAAUGGGUACAACUAAUGGUACUCAGUAGGCCAACACCACAACUUCGGGCUGAAGUGUUCAUCAAGUUUAUUCAUGUUGCACAGAAGCUCCACCAGUUGCAGAAUUUCAAUACUUUAAUGGCAGUGAUAGGAGGUCUCUGUCACAGCUCUAUCUCCAGGCUCAAAGAAACAAGUUCGUAUGUUCCUCAUGAGGUCAACAAGGUGUUUAAUGAAAUGACAGAACUGCUCUCAUCUUAUAGGAACUAUGACAAUUAUCGACGUGCUUACAAUGAGUGCACUAACUUUAAGAUCCCAAUCCUUGGGGUCCACUUGAAAGACCUGAUCUCCCUUUAUGAGGCCAUGCCAAAUUACUUAGAGGACCAAAAAAUUAAUGUGCAUAAACUACAGUCUCUGUAUAACCACAUAAAUGAACUGAUACAACUCCAGGAGUUGGCACCUCCCUUAGAAGCUAAUAAAGAUCUUGUACAUCUGCUCACGCUGUCACUUGAUCUUUACUACACUGAAGAUGAAAUAUAUGAACUAUCAUACGCACGAGAGCCAAGAAGCCACCGAGCUGCACCUUUGACACCUUCCAAACCGCCGGUAGUUGCAGAUUGGGCCUCAGGCAUAGCUCCAAAACCUGAUCCAAAGACAAUCAGCAAGCACGUUCAGAGAAUGGUGGAUUCUGUCUUCAAAAAUUAUGACCAUGAUCAGGAUGGAUACAUUUCUCAGGAAGAAUUUGAAAAGAUUGCAGCCAGCUUUCCGUUCUCAUUUUGUGUCAUGGACAAGGACAGGGAAGGUCUGAUUAGCAGGGAUGAAAUAACAGCUUACUUUAUGAGGGCUAGCUCGAUCUAUUCUAAAUUAGGUCUUGGCUUUGCUCACAACUUCCAAGAGACCACUUACCUAAAGCCUACGUUCUGUGACAACUGUGCUGGAUUUCUCUGGGGAGUUAUUAAACAAGGAUAUAGAUGCAAAGACUGUGGAAUGAACUGUCACAAGCAAUGCAAAGACCUGGUUGUAUUUGAGUGCAAGAAAAGAUCCAAAAGCAUGACUGCAGAUAACAGCCCAACCUCAGCCCUCGCCUCUAGUCUCUGCCCUGUAGGAGUCAAAGAGCAAUUCCAUGGGCAGGAGGAAGGCCCAUUUACAUUUCCUAAUGGAGAAGUGGCUGAACACAAUGAAGAGAGCAAGGACCGAACAAUUAUGCUUAUGGGUGUCUCGUCCCAAAAAAUCUCAGUGAGAGUGAAGCCAGCUGUCCUUGACAAGAGCACACAGACUGAGCCAGCACUGGCAAAUAGCGCUGUACCCAGUAGGCAGAUAGAGAAGGAGCAUGGGAUGCCAUCGGAAAAUAUUUAUCUACAGCCCGCAACACCAUCUCCAUGCCCAAGCCCAGUUCUAAGCCGCAAAAAGGCUUAUGUAAAGUGGGAAAACAAGGACUCAAGUCAGAAAUGGAAGGCUGAGCAGUGCAUCUAUAAACCCUCGUACCAGGAAGUGGAGCAGGAAAGAAAUAUUCUAAAGGCCGAAAAUGAAGCUUUAAAGAUUCAGCUUAAACAGGCACACAAAACAAUUGAAUCUCUCAGUAUUCAACGCAGAAAUCAUGUCUUGGACAAUACACAACACAGAGACUGCGCAUAGCUGACAAGGCAGGAGCUCUCCUCUGGAUGAAUGUAAAAGAGAGGGCUUUUUGAACUGUGACAAAGCUGCUGUAUUCAAGUGAACAGGAACCAGAGACUGAAAGAUUUUAAACAGAAAUAUACUCUGUUGAAUCAGCGUAUUUUGCCUGUUCAAUAUACUGCUGAAUGUAUAAAUGUGUUCCUUUCUCUGACAGUAUAAAAUUUAUCUUCUGAACAUGGGAAUUAAUACAUUCUGGAAUCUCUCUCAAGAAGGGCGAUAAAGGCCCAGAAGUUUAUAUUUAUCGUCAGUAAGCAACUUCUAUGUCCAAUAUGGAUGAUGCAACUCUACAAGUAGCUACUGUUUCUAUCGAGUGCCCAGUGUCACCUACAAGUGUUCUGACAAGGUAUGUAAUUAAGUGGACACUCUCAACUCAAAUUUGCCCCAAAUUCAGGUUUUCUAACAACAAACAUUUGAUAAAUCUAAGACUUUUGAGCAAUUUUUCAUGAGAGAAAUUUCACAGUCCCAAUCAUUGCUGCAUUAAGAACUGGAAAGUGCAACUGAGUUCAUUGAUUUUCAUCAUCCAACAUUAGAAAUAUGAACUGUCUAUAAGCAGUGAAACGAAUGACGAUUUUAAGUCUUUCCUUUUUAGUGCUCUAAGAUGUGGUACAUAAAUAUUUUUUAUAACUGAUUAAAAUUAAGCAUUCCUUUAAAAUCCUUGCUUUUCGAGCUGGCCAUAGAGGUUCUAGCUACCCACACUUUUAAGCCUGCAAAACUACAAAUUAUAGUGCCUCAUACAGAGCACGAGACUAGAGAUUUCACACUGGAGUAUUGCUUCCACUUUAAUGUCCCAUGCUAUUAUUCAGGUCAAAUAGUCUUGAUACUGGCCCUGCUGGCUCAGUGGUUAAUGGUUGAAGACAGAUUUUGACAGGAGGAAAAGAUGUUGGCUAUUUUCUUUAACUUCUCUCCAUCUUUCAGUCCUUCAUUUAUAAGCGUGCAAUAUGUUCUGAUAUUAGAUUUAAUCAAAAAAAUACAAAUAUUAAAAUUAAGGAAGGGGAAUUGUCAGUCCAUGACAGCAUUUAACUGUCAUGGCCUCCAACUAUGGAACCUAUCGAAGUUGGGGAAGUACAAAGCCUCCUCGUCAUUGACAGCCUUCCUCUAUAGCUUAAGUUAUUGUUAUUUAUUAUUUCUGGCACAUCUACGGGUACCUGCUAGGGACUAGGACUUUAGUGGGCUAAGCACUGUACAAAUAACAUGAAGGCACUCCCUGCCCCAAGAGCUCAUGAGCUAGGAUUUGUUGGCAUAAAUACAAAACAGACUGUGUAUGUGAUUAUUAUGUGGUUGCCAGCAUUUCAGAAAAAAGUGGCCGUGGAACAAUUCUGAGAAGGCUGGGGGUGGGGAGAAGUUGCAUGUACAUCAUGGGGAAUUUCAGGUUAUGUUCUUGUGGGUAGUUUAGUUGACUAACGGUUCAGCUAACCAAAAUCCACAGCAAACAUGUCCCUCCAUCAUGAACCCAUCCCUCCCCAGAAAAUCUCUUCCUGCAGCUUACCUGCAAUUGUCUUCUUGGGAGGAGGACUGGAGGUCCGUAUUUCUCCCCUUGCAUGGUUCAACAAGCAGCAGCAGGAUGUUUUCCACCCUUCGUUUCUCUCUCUCUCCCACUCUUAAAGAAUUCUCCCAUUCUCUUCCCAUGGGCAGAUAAGGGGGAUGGGAAAGAGGCAUCUACUUCACAGUACCAGGGAGCCUCUAGCCUUCAUCUCUUUUUGUCUCUCUUGGGGAAGCUGCGGGGAUUUGGAGUUUCCUGAAUCACUUAGGGUCCUCCUGCCCUGUCCCCAUUCUGUAUUGAAUCCAUGUACUCUUUCCUGGCCCCAGUCCCUGAGCAUUUAAUCCCCUUCCCCAAACAUGCCCUCUCAAAAUUGUUUCCUCCAUCUUCCCCCCCCCCCUUACAUUUGUGUUAAUUUGGUACAAUGAACAGUCGCUUUCUAACAGGAGUCCUCAGCAGCAAGAAGUUCUGCCCUGCCAUUAAAUUUCCUGCCUGGCUCUCAGGACCCUGCCCUUCUGCACACAUUCUCCCUCUCUGGUCCUAGGUCAUUGGCUGGAGCAUCAGCUUGCUAAGGCCAUUUGUAAAGUUCUUCAGCUGUCUUGUCUAAAAAUUCAUGCCAUUGUGGGUCAGAUUUUUUGACACCAACUAUUAAUUUGUGCGUGUGGAACCUGCAUGUGGGGCUGUACCUAGCUCUCACUGAAAUCAACAGCAAAACCUCCAUUGGCUUAACUGGGAAAAAGAACAAGCCCUACCACAUGCAAGUCAUGUAACUGCAUUUCUGAUUUUUGCACAGGUAUAAAAAUACCUCCCUUUGUUUCUGAAACUUGGUUCUUGUCCGUAAUCCUAGUAUCCCUGUAUGUCUGUGAUAGUGCAAGAAACACACUGUAUAGGAGAGAGCUCCCCAGCCUGUGCCCUUUUGACCAAGAAGCCUGAGUGGUGGUGGUUUCAGACACUCUCCUUUCACAACCUCUUCUUAGAAGCUGAAGGUUGCUGUACCUCCCUGGGAUGAUCUGCCUGGAGUUCCCAAACAACAGUCUAGUUUUCAAAAGCCUGAUGCUCAUUUACAAGGUCCCUUUCCACUGCUCUACCGGCAUAAAGGUGUUUUAAUGUAAAUACAUUUCAGGGGAUGUAAAUUUCAUUAAGAAUAGAAAGGAAUGUAUACAGUAUUUAAUCUGACACUAAAAUUCAGCUAGAUAGGGUCUCCUUAUGACAAACUCUUAGGAAUAUGAUGUAUUUGUAUUUGCUGUGGGCUUCUCUAUACAGGGAAACUAAUUCAGAUUAAGGUAAAGCGUGAAUUUAAAGCAGAAUAGUUAUUCUUGAUUAACUCCCUUAACCCAUUUUAGAUUAAGCUAAUUGAGAAUAAGGCACUUUUAUUCCUGAUUAAAAGCCUCUACACAGGGAGUUAAUCAAGAACAAUUUUAAAUUUAAAUCCAAUCUUAAUCUGAACUAACUUCCCUGUAUAGACAAACCCACAAAAAAUAAAAAUUAGAGUUGUCUAGCAAUUAAAAAAAUUAAUCAUGAUUAAUUGCACUGUUAA